CGCCGCCGCCGCGCGCCCGGCCGGCAUGCAGCUCACGGUGUACUGCGUGCGGAGGGACCUCUCCGAGGUGACCUUCUCGCUGCAGGUCGACGCCGACUUCGAGCUGCACAACUUCCGCGCGCUGUGCGAGCUCGAGUCCGGCAUCCCCGCCGCCGAGAGCCAGAUUGUCUAUGCGGAAAGACCUCUCACAGACAACCACAGAUCGCUGGCUUCUUACGGCUUGAAAGAUGGAGAUGUUGUGAUUUUACGACAGAAGGAGAAUGCGGACUCUCGCCCUCCAGUGCAGUUCCCAAAUCUACCCCGAAUAGACUUCCGUAGUAUAGCUGUGCCUGGCACAUCCAGCUCCCGGCAGCGCCAGCCACCAGGAGCACAGCAGCCCCACUCAUCUCCUGGAGAAAUAGCUUCAUCUCCUCAGGGUUUGGACAAUCCAGCCUUGCUCAGAGACAUGUUGCUGGCCAACCCCCAUGAGCUGUCCUUGCUGAAGGAACGCAACCCACCCCUGGCAGAUGCUCUGCUCAGUGGAGAUCUUGAGAAAUUUUCCAGGGUCCUGGUGGAGCAGCAGCAGGAUCGAGCCCGGAGAGAGCAAGAAAGAAUUCGUCUCUUUUCUGCUGAUCCAUUUGAUCUCGAAGCUCAGGCCAAGAUAGAAGAGGAUAUAAGGCAACAGAACAUUGAGGAAAACAUGACAAUAGCUAUGGAAGAGGCUCCGGAAAGUUUUGGCCAAGUAGUGAUGCUUUAUAUUAACUGCAAAGUGAAUGGACAUCCUGUGAAAGCCUUUGUUGACUCAGGUGCCCAGAUGACUAUUAUGAGCCAGGCUUGUGCAGAAAGGUGUAAUAUAAUGAGACUGGUGGACCGUCGGUGGGCAGGGAUUGCCAAAGGAGUAGGCACCCAGAAGAUUAUUGGAAGGGUACAUUUAGCUCAGGUUCAAAUUGAAGGUGAUUUCCUGGCGUGUUCCUUCUCUAUUCUUGAGGAGCAGCCCAUGGACAUGCUUCUGGGGCUGGACAUGCUGAAGCGGCAUCAGUGUUCCAUCGACCUCAAGAAAAAUGUCCUGGUGAUUGGCACUACAGGCUCACAGACCACCUUCCUUCCUGAGGGAGAGUUGCCAGAGUGUGCCCGGUUGGCAUAUGGGGCUGGGAGAGAGGAGGUGCGACCCGAGGAGAUUGCAGAUCAAGAACUAGCAGAAGCCCUUCAAAAAUCUGUAGAGGAUGCAGAGAAAAGCGGUAAAGAAACUACCUCACUGGGAAUGUCAUCAUUACCAACUUCAGGUGGAUUUAACCAUCCAGCCCAUCCUUCAGGACAGAGUCCUGAGUUUGGUGAUCCUGCAAGUCUUGCUCACUCUGUCUCUGCUUCAGUCUGCCCUACCAAGCCCAGUGACCCAGACAGCCUUGAACCGAAAGCUAGGAAGACUUUGAAGCCUUCAGCUGAAUUCCAGAUGACCUCUGAAACGAAAGCACAUCUCUCUCUGCAGGACCUUUCUGAUGGUGUUUCUUCAGCAGACAGCACUCCAGAAUACCAGAGUCCAGCUACGCCUUCGCAGAACUCAUCCGAAGAAGCCAUUGUCGCUGAUAAUCGGGAGGCGUCUCCUGCUGAAAGAAGUACCCAGGGCUUCAAGGCUCAUCUCCACGUGAGACAGGAAGCUAGUUUAUCUGUCACGGCUACCAGGGUGGAAAAAUCACAGAGGUUUCUAGGUGAAAUGGGUUGGCAUCCAGAAUAUCAGAGCCUGAUUCAAGAGAACAGCCUUCAGCAGCACGAAGAAGCAGGGAGUAAACAGCAUGAGGUUGUACAACAGAAUGUGCCACGUGAUCAUGAACACCCGUAUAGCACAGGGGACCUUGAUAUUCCUGGAGAGAAGCAACAGAAUCAACAAAAAAAUGUUGACUUGGAAGCUACAGUGAAGGGAGAUAGGCUGCAGCAGAAUGUGGAGCUUCCAGGUACAGAGAAAAAUACUCUACAUCCAGGAUGCUUUGGAUGCUCAAAUUCGGAAACGCUUAUGGACGUAGAUGUGGUCGAACAGUCCCUUGCUGCUGUGCUUAAUUCAGCAGGCAGUCAGAAGGCCAAUGUCAAGAACAUUGGUUCAUCUGACCUCCCUUUAGAUAAUCCUGUGAUGGAGGUAGAAAUGUCAAAAUGUAACUCUUCAUCUGAAAUUUUGAGUAAUUCUACUUCCAUUCAGGAUUUACAACUCCCAGAAAGUAAUGCUGAAAUGUCUGCAACAAAGAGAGAGUGUGGGAAUUGCUCCCCUUCCCUAAGUCUUGGUGGCAGUUGUCAGUCCUCUGCGGAGUCAGCAGAGGAAUCCUGCUCAUCUGUAACGGCAGCCUUGAAGGAACUUCAUGAACUUUUGGUCACUAGUAGUAAACUAGCCUCAGAAAGCACAUCUGAAGAUGUGGUCUGUCAGUCAGAAACAGUAGCGAAGGACCAAACAGGUAUUGAGAACCUUUCUGAAAGAUGGGCCCCAAAUGAGCCUCUUACAGCUACCCCGAAUGAACAGUGUUCACAGGUCUCCAUUCAUCAGGCCAUAUCUGUAUCAGUGAAGGCAGAAAAGUUAACAGAUGCUUCAACUGGCGCUGGGAUAAAGAGUGUAGAAAACAUUAAUUUCAUGGGUCCAGGUGAUGGCCUAUUAACUGAUAAGGAAAGUGUCCCCAAGUCUAGGGAAUCAAUUAAGGAGAGCAGUUCUGUCACCGUAGCCUCAGCUAAAAUGUCUAAUCAGUUACACUACACCUUAGGUGUAGAAAUUUCACCCAAACUUUUAGCAGGUGAGGAGGCUGCACUUAAUCAAACUGCUGAGCAAACCAAGUCCUUGUCAUCCAGUUUCAUGCUGGUUAAAGACAUGGGUCAGGGCACAGAGAAUCCAGUGACAGGCAGGCCUGAAACCACAGAAGACAUCUGUCCUGAAGCUGCAGGGCCACUUCUUGAAUUGGAACCACCUACCAGCCGUCCAUCGAGCCCCGCCAUCCUGCCACCGCUGGUUGUUCCCGCCGCAGACAUUGACCGGAUUCUCCGGGCCGGCUUCACCUUGCAGGAAGCGCUUGGAGCUCUGCGUCGAGUUGGUGGAAAUGCAGACCUUGCACUUCUUGUUUUGCUAGCAAAGAACAUUGUAGUUCCUACAUAACCAUGGAAAAGUGGGCUGGACUGUACUCCAUUCCCUUCAAAAAAAGAAAAAAAAGAUAAUAUAUAUAUACACACACACAUAAGCACUCACCACAUACACAGUAUAUGUAGAACCUGCAAGCAGAAUGUUGAGCCAGAUUUUUUUUUAAAGAUUUUUUUCGGCCAAAGUAAUUUAUGAUCUCUUGUCUGAUGAAUUUGUCUAUUUGUUAAAAUUUUGGGCCUUUUUAAAUGUUUGGCGAUGUGUGCAUACAAAAGCUUUCUAUUCUCACUGAGAUGAUGUAUUCUGGAAUAAAAGUAAUGGCUUUGUGUAUAGCAUACCAUUUUAGAAUGAGAGUAAAUGCUUUGAAAAACAGAAGCCAUAAGAAAUCCCACCACCCAUGCAGCUAAAAGCAGGUCAGCUCCGCGCUGGGCUGUGUCUGUGCUGUAGGCGCGGUCCGGCUUGUUGGCUUCGUCAUCACUACAAACUCGACCACAUAGUUUGCUGUUUGGAAUUAUAUCCAAUGCUCUGUGUAGUAUGAUUCAUCAAUUAUAACGGGAAAUUGAAGAAUAAUUGAAUUAUCUCCUAGAGUGGUAUGUUUUUUAUUUGUGUGGUUAGGACUUGACAUUUUAGUGGGGUGAGGGGGAGGGUUUAAAACUUGGGCUGCUUUGUGCAUCACUGGCUGCUGCAUGGAUUGCCAAAUGUCUUGGGUGGGAUAUUGUGGGGGGAUUGACUUUAGCGUGAAACACGGUGCUAUCCAGAUUUAAAAAAUGAAAAAAAAUUCAUUUGCUUAUGUCUUGGUAUUGUUGCAAGAACUGUGAGUGAAAAAUAAUGGCCUCAAACACUGGAAUUUACUAGAGAUUGGGUUGCCAGCAUCUCAGUGAUCACAUCUCAGCUCCUCGCGACAAUGGUGAACUAAAGUUCAGCUGAUGGGUUGAUUGCCAGCAAUUUAUUUCCUUUCUAACUCACCUUCUAGGAAGUUGGAAAGCUCAAUUUGAGCAGUGAUCUGAAUGAAAUACUGACGCACAAUAACCUAGUCACGGGUUCAUCUUGGUGCUUGGAAUGGCCAGUCUGUCUGGUGAGUGUCCUUCAUGGCGAUGGAAUAGUAGUUGCAGUUUCUGACUCAAGUGGCCUUGGUAGAGUUUUUCCAUCCCUUUCUUUCCUCAGGAGUUUUUUUUUGGUUUUUUUUUUUUUUUAAGCAAGACGCGUCACAUUUGUGUUUACCAUGUCAAGUCAGAGUGGGGCAUAGUGUAUAGGUGUAUUUAUUGUGGCCUUUUUUUAUAUGAGGACUUGCCCUUGGAAAUCACUGUCCUGUGGGCCCCACUGUGCAAUAAUCCUACUGGGUUGACUCUUCUAGGUGAUUUUUUCCUUGGAAAAUAAGCUCUCUCAUGUACUUAGCAGGAAUCUGAAAUCUUGGUUUUACUGAAAGGAAGUCUGAGUGAUCAUUCCUGAUUUCAGAUUCAUAGUUUGUAUUUGUUCAAACAGAAGCUUCAAAGGGGUGAUUUGUGAACUCAGUGUUUAAUGAUUUUUGGCUAACAGUCUGAUUGAAAAAUGAUUCUUCCCAUCAAAAUUUAAGUCACUGAGCACAAUCAGAACAGAGGCUCAUAUCUCAGGAGUUUUUGGAAUUUUAAUUUGGGGACACUUAGAGACAUUGUCUUCUACUCUGUUCCACCUUAUUUCUUUGUGCUCUAUGUAGUUUGUGUUUUGUGAGGCGGUAAUGAUGUGACAGAAAGUCACAUAGCUUUACCACGAUCCUCUGAAGUUCAGAAAUGGUCGAUAGGAGUUGUCGUGUACUGUUUUCAAGGGGUUGCUCAAAACAGCAGUUCAGCCAGAUUGUCUGGAAAAUGUUUUUAGACAAUCACAUGUAGACCCUUCUGCCUGCCCUACACCAAAGAUGUAAGAUGCACUAAGAAACUGCUUAUAGGAUUUCUGUCAAGCGACUCUUAGAGCUGUGAUUGUAACUAAGUAGUUGGUGCUAUGACUGAAGCGAAAUCUAGUGGACCCCUCUACUUGCUUUAUGGGUGGUGAUUGGGGAUUUUUUCUGAGUUAAUAAAUCUGGAGGUCCUCAGAGUGGGGUGGGUGUGGAAUGGGGGGGACUUGUCAGUGACAAUAGACUCCUCCAAUAAAGGGCUUCUGUAUGAAGAGGGGCCUCAGAGUCUGUGUGUGGAUAGUGGGGCACACUGCUGGAAGACUUGGCCAUUGGAUUUUCAAGGUGUGGAGAUUUGAGAAGCAAUCCCAAGUGGUGCCUGGGUUAUCAGUCAAGAAAAGUUUCAUUGCAAUAGCUUUGUGUGUGUGUGUGUGUGUGUGUGUAUUUAUUUUCAGGCGAAAAUUGUCUAGGCCUACAGUUGUACAUAUAUUUCUUGUUAGAAAUCCUUUAACUUAGCUUUUAACCCACUUGCCAAAUAACUUUGUCCUUUUUCAUCAUUUAUUUUUCAAUGUAUGAUUGCUUUUGAUAUUUAAAUCUUACUUCCUGUCCAUCAUUUGUAUGAAAAGAAAGUUAUGUUAUUAGGAUUUUGAACCAUUUUUAAAUUUAGCAUUCUAGAACACAAAGGGUAUUUAGAGAACAUGAACCUUAAAUUUUUAUUCACAUUGCAGAAAUUAGAGAUUAAUUUCUCCAUAAAUAAGAUCAAAUCAUUGUGAACUCCUGGUUGUCAACAGAACUGAUGAUGGCCAGCUAUGACCAGUGUGGACAUUUCUGUGGUCAGCACUAACCUGCAAGGAUAGUCUCUCUUCUUCACCAGGAAGUAGGGGUUGUCCUGUGUAACUUCUGCAGUUGCCCUUAACUUGGUUCCUAUGUCCGAGAAUGUAUUUGGCGCCCAGUCAGCUCCACGUAGGCUCUAGGUUCUGCCCAUUUUGUUGGGAAAGUGUUACUUCCCCCUUGCACCUGUUUAGGCAUCCAGACAUCAGCCAGUGGCCUUCAUCUCACAGUUUGGGCUUUAGCCACUAACACACAAGAUUACCAGUUGGCUUGCCGGAGGAAGCUGGGUAGAUGGUGGGUAGGCGUUAAAAUUGUUUGCCUUGCAGCCUACAAAACCUUCCAGAGCUCGCCUUGUCUGUGUGUACCAAAAGGAGAGAGACACCUUGCGUUUCUCUGAAAGCAUUUCUCCAGCAUAAAAAAAGAUAGAUGGGACUUUGUUUUUUGACUUGUUUUUUGAUAACCAGUUAAAGUGGAAUCUAUCUGCCUUCCCACAGCUUUCUGUAUCUAGUAAAAGCCAUAAAAACGUGGGUGGUUUUGACUUUUUAGCUUAUGUGUGUAUAUACAUGUGUGGUUGACAAAUAUGCUAGUGUUCAUUUUACAUAAAUUAAAAAGCAGACCGUUUUCCUUCUAUAGGUAUAUCCUGAGGGCAGCUUCUCUCCCGCCCUGUGUGUUAACAGUAGCUCUGCAGCUCAGCUGGCCAGGAGAAUUGCAAAACAUUCUUGUUUCCUUUUCCUACCUAUUUCCCCCUGCAGUGAGGGUGAGCUGAGCAAUGGAACUGCUCCACGUUUCAACUUCUUUAUUGCUGGUGACUUACCUUAAGGCCUGCUAACGGGGCUGUGCAUCCCACCAUAAAAUACCAAAAAGCCAGAUUUCUCCUGUGAUUUUAGUCUAAAUCUGUGGCUGAAUCAGAAAGAAACAGAAAUUGAUGUCAGGAGUUUACCUCCCUAGAAGAUUAAUGUCACCUCUCAUGUUAGGAGUUCUAGAAAAUUGAAAAAAGUAGGGGGUUUUACCCUGAAACAAUUAAAAAUGUCAAUUCUUAACAGUGAAUUACAGAGCACAUCCUUGAGAACUGGAAACACGUGCUCACGGCUCAAGUUCCAUACCUUCGUUGUCCUCCGAUCAGUGUUACUAGGAGCUCAUUGAAUAGGAGUGAACCUUUGAUGUGCUUGAUUUUCUUUUGUGCCUUAGUUUCUCCAAAUUGCAGAGGCAUCAAAUUUUGGUGGGGAAUAAAAGUGCAAGUAUCAGGGGGAAGUUUGUAAAUGGCCCUGGAGGUAUUGAUUCAGAAUUAACCUGUACCACUAAGUCAUAUUUACCCGGGUGGAAGGAUGGUAAGGAAUUUUGGCAUCCAGUACCAAAAAAUAAAUGGUUUCUAGAUGUUCAGGAUAUACUUUGUUCUAUCAGUAUAGUGGGUAAGGCAGAGAUGUUCAAGUAAAUUUUAUAUAUUUAAGCAGAAUAUCGGUACUCUUUUUUUUUUUUUUUUUUUUCUUUAAGGCUAUGCAGUAUGAGUCUUUGAACAAGAAUUCAUUGAUUCAUUCACCAAAUAUCAAGUGCCUAUGUGCCGGGCACUGGUGAGCACUGGAAGUACAGGGGAGACCAAAACAUUGGAACCCAAGAGCAAGGUCUAGUUCGCCCGUUAGCAUGUUCAUAUAAAAGUCAUACCAGGGUGAUUUAGUUCAAAUUCAGAGAUGAUUGGGGAAAUCAGUCUCAAAAUGGAAUGAGAUGCUGUAAACCUAAAACAGCACUUUAAAAAAAAAAUUCUAAUGGAAUCAGAGGAGGCAAUCAAAAUGUUCUAACAUUUGGUAGAAAUACUUGCACAGAUGAGGUAUUCAGAUCAAUUUAUACUGGUUUGGAAGGAUGAGAUUGGAAAUUGGGCAAAAGUGCAAAUAAAUUGCAAAAUGGAUCCUAAAUCUGCACCAGGGACAGCUUCCCGUCAGGACGGCCUUCCUGCAGGGUACACUGCACCUCCCCUGGUCUCCCUUUGAGCACAGGUGGUCAGGGAUACUGGCCAGCUGCACCACCGAAUUUAGCAAAGGAUUCUGCAGGAUUUGCUAUUUUAAAGCAGCUGAGUUCAAGAUGGGGAAAAGGAGAAUUACCCCACUAUUUAAAAUGCCACGAUGAUGUAAUCCCGAAGCAUACAAACAAAAUUUGUGGACCUUAACUGCUAGUGACUUAGGUUUGCGGUUAGAAAACUCCAAAAAGAUUUAUCAAUUCUGUAUUGGUGAUUGGUCAUCUAGGCCCUCGGGCUAUAAAAAAUGACAGGAUACUGAUAGGUUUUAGGGCAUUGUCUUCUGGAGUGACUUGGCACAGAAAAUGGUUCAAGGCUUUUAGGGAUUAGAGCAUGUUCAUUAAACUAAAGGAAACUUUCCUCUUCUGUACCUAAAAAAAGAGUUAAGCAAACUAAAGACCUGGGGUGAUGUGGAAUACAGAAUUAGGAAAAGCUUUUACAGAACAAUAUUUCUUCAAGUGUCUACCAUAAGAAAGUUUUCAUUAGCAGACUUGGAGGUGAGGUAUUUUUCCCAGGGAAAAGACACCUCUGAUGGGAAAUGAUUUUGUUUACCACAGAUUGGGUUGACACACAACCUUGAAUGAAUGCAUGUGUGUCUUAACAGAAGGUAGACCUCGAUCUCCCUGCCAGAGGUGGUCAGCUCAGCUUGUUCCCGAUUCCUGCAGUCUGAGAUUACCUGAUGCUGACCAGGCUGACUUUUUCUUCCCUGAAGGCCCUGUAGCUUUCUGAGUUUAUGCAACCUGAGACCUUUCCCUGUGAAUGACUCCGUUUCCACCUCUAGUCUCCCGAUCAUCCUUUUGAAAUAGUUCUGGUGAUAGAGCCAUUCAGCAGACUGAUUGCAUUUGCUAAUUUCCACUGUGUACCAACGAUGAGAAGGAUUUGUUUGCUCUUGUUUACUCAGAACCGCAUCCUCAUGGCAAGUUGGGCUAAUGGCCUUUGCACUCAAGGUUUGUUUACCAAUUUUGUAGCCAUACUUGGCAAUUUUUAGCAAGUAGAAUCCCCUCUUUCCCUUUCCUUCCAGUUCAUCCUUGCAGUUGCUCCUGUAUUGCUUUCCUGAAUAUUCUUUAAGCUUUGAGACUACUGCAUCUUCCAAGAAGAACUAAGCUGAUGGGCAAAAUAGGCUUGCCAGCAGCUCAGUCACUCCCGUGAUGCUUUGGUUUCGAGAGUUAGGAAAACUCUGAGGACUUAAGGGAACCAAACUCAGGAACCCCAAAGUUGGUUGCAUUGUGCCACUGGUUUCGGGGCUGGGCAUCGGACCUGUCCGCAGCUGAGGGAACUAGAUACAUUCGGUUUGAGUUUCUGUCCCAUGCUGAAAUGUAAGUCAGCCCUAAAUAAUCGAAACACUUUAUUUUUUUUUUUUAAUAGGAACUUUCUGAAGAAAAAGUGAUGUGUAAAACAUUUGAUAUUUAAGACAAUAAAGUUUUUAU
This is a messenger RNA of Talpa occidentalis (Iberian mole), 9209 nucleotides long. It is a transcript of the gene DDI2, whose product is annotated as DNA damage inducible 1 homolog 2. Gene Ontology annotation, molecular function: aspartic-type endopeptidase activity; protein binding. Lineage: Eukaryota; Metazoa; Chordata; Mammalia; Eulipotyphla; Talpidae. The transcript has 9 exons. Bases 26 to 3103 code for a protein of 1025 amino acids. Gene Ontology annotation, biological process: proteolysis. The record is from RefSeq and is a predicted model, not a curated record.